AUAAGCACCAGGCAGAGUUAAAGAGCGAAUCUAUUGGGAAUCUCUAGCCUGCAGCAGCAUUCGCGGACCGCGUUGUCCCGCUAGGAAAAUUGGGGGGCAGGCAAAAAUACGAAGGAGCCGCCGCGUGAGCGUGUAUGUGUGUUUCUUUUAGUGGGAGAUAGAGGAGGUGCGCGGAGUGUGAGGCUAGCGACCGGAAAGAGGGGAGUUGCUCUUUCGACUCCUCCGGUCGGCUCGCGCAGUUUGUUCGUCGUGGCUGGGUGUCCCGAGGAACUGGCCCAUUUCGUCCCGGAGUCGCGUCUGCACCUAGGUAAUGGCGCCUGAGCGGCCUGGUUUAGAUGACGAGCGAUGCACCGUCGGCACCGUCCUGCUGCACACAAAAGCUGGCGCCCAGAAUGCAGACAUCGUCAAGGAAGGAGAUGGUGCAGCAAAGAUGUUCACGGAUGUGCGGGUUGGCUCCGCGACACAAGAGGACGACGACUUGACCCCCUUGUCGUGGCUGCAAGAUAAAAAUUUGCUUAGAGAUAUCCCACUUCCUGGUGGCACAAUAUGUGCGGAGGGCUCGACAGAGCCAGUGGAAGUACAAAUCGAGGUGCGUGAGGAGUCCGUGAGCAGUCGGGCCGACUCGCCGACCAGUGACUACGCGGAGGAGUCGAGCGAGCACGCUGACUCUUCUUCCAACAGUGACACUCCUUUGAGUCCGACCAUUCUGCAGCAAGCCAUGCCCAUCAGCCCCAUCGAGCAGUACGACCAAAAUGACGUCGUCCCGCAGCCCCUCACAAACACCAACCACGUAGGCUAUGACCCGAAGGUGCACACAAGUCUGAAGCCGCCCUACUCGUUCUCGUGCUUGAUUUUCAUGGCCAUCGAAGACAGCGUGACGCAGAAGCUGCCUGUCAAGGACAUCUACGCGUGGAUCACGGACCACUUUCCCUACUUCCAGACCGCUCCCAACGGUUGGAAGAACAGCGUCCGCCACAAUUUGUCCCUCAACAAGUGCUUCAAGAAAGUGGACAAAAGCCCCAACGUCGGCAAGGGUUCGCUAUGGAUGGUUGACCACUGCUACCGGCCCAACUUGCUGCAAGCCCUCAAGAAGGUGCCUUACCAUCCGUACAUGCAGCUGGAGCGCUUUCAAGCCCUCAAUAAUAACAACAAUAAUACGAUCCCUAACAGCCAAAGCUGUCGCCUUGGCAACGUGGAGAGUGAGCCGCCAGUGGUGUCUCUGGUGGGACGCAGCAACAUGCUAAACCCGGAUUUGUUCCCUUUCCUCACCCAGCGGCUGGCGGCCGCAGGUCUGCAGGUGCCGGGUGCUUACACCCGUCACCACAACCCUCCGCCGCCGCCCCCAGUGCACAUUGAGUCGCAGGAGGACGUGAACGCAGCCACCGCGAUGCUCGCUCUCAAGCAUGGCCCGCGCAUCCUCGGUGGAAUCAGUGUCUUGCCUGAUCGAGGGGACCAUGCCCAGAAGACCAUCCCCCGCACACACGAAACUCCUCAAAACCUGGUAAUCACAACCUCGCCAAGCGCUGACCACACGUACAGCGCUGGUCCCCGCUCCAGGUCCACCUUGUCCCCGGACGAGGCUUACGGCGAGGGUUCGUCAUCCAACGAAAGCUCGCACGGCAACGACUCGGAGGAGGACGAAGCUGAGGAGCAGCGUAAAAUCGCUGAGGGCGCUGACGCCUUGCUCAACCUGGCGGGCAUCUGCACCGCGGCGCAGCAGCCACUCAAGCGAACACCGCUCCAGUCGGUCACGGAGCCGUCGGCCAAGCGAGGGCGGCCUCCGCCCCCGGCCACCCCCAGCAGGCACCGGGCGUCGCAGCAGCAGAGGCGCAGAGAGCGCUUCCACAAUCGGUAGAAACGCAGCAGCAGCAGAUUGUUUAGUAAACAAAAUACUACUACAACCUCUAGUGCCCCCAGAGUGAUACAAAUAGAUUUAUAUUAUUAUAUAUUCAUGAGAUAUAUACAUUUGAAUUCGCUGGACUUUGAUGAGAGAGAGAGAGAGCAAUAUUCGAAUCUACGGGAAGUGCUCGCUGGCGCGGCCUCCGCGGCCAACGCAGUGGAUUUUCGAAUGAAAUUAGGCUUCCUAACGCAUAUAAUUAGUCCCGCUGUGGACAAAGUCUUCCUGACACACACACACACACAUACACAUGAAUACACACACCCUUGCCUGUGAAUGCUUCACUGUCCACCGAUUGCCUGAUUUUUCACUUCCAUUUUGAACAAAAAUGUCCAAGAGUCAGCUGCUUGUUCGUGCAAGUCCGCUUCAGCUUUUCCCACUUCAGAAGUGACAAAUUUUGCUGCAGCAAAAUUGUUUCACUUGAAACACACGAAAGAAAGAGGGUCUCUUGAGCCGAUUUCUCUAAAUGCCAGUAAGGUUUCAACGAGUGUUCUUUGAAAUUGUGAGACAUUUUGUAAAUCUGGAACUGAGAAAGCAAACAAACUCUUUGAAACUGUUUCUCCGGAGCUGCCUUUUCCGAAACUGUAAAAUCUCUGUUCUCUUUUUAGCAAGCUCACUCAGUUGAGUUUAAACAGCUGAAACCCCUUGAAACCAAAGGGCCGCGCGCACAGAAAGCAUGCAGCAGUUGAAUACUUACGAAAAUGAAUACAAGCCCCCACAAUAAUAGCCUUUUUUGAUGUGUCUGUUAAUUGAAGGCAAAAUUAUUUAUUCGUUUCUGCACUUCAUUUAAUUGUGCCAACAAAAACACAUACACACACUCGGUAGACUUAGGAUAACUUGUUUCAGAGAUCAAAUUAGGGCGUAUUUAUACACAAGAGAAGCAAUAUUUGGCCACAAUAAGCAAAUGGAAAUUCGAAUAGUGAGUUUGUAAUAUGGUGUCCACUUAGCGGUUAGAAACGAGGGAAAAUCAUUAAAUGAGUAGUUAUACACACGCAGCGAGACAUUGAAAUUCUACAAUAUCUCAUAAAUAAACGUUUGGUACUGAAUGAGUUUUCAUUCGAGUGGAAUUUUACUUAUUUAACAAAAUAUACAAUUUGGAUGAUUCGUGUUUUUGUUGCAUUUAUUGAAAGAAUGGUUAUAAAAAAAUUCUACUUGAAUGGAACUUGUUCACAGUGAAAGUAAACAAUCAAAACACCCCCCAAUAUUUUUCAAAGUGAACUCGCGUGCGUACUUUGGUGUCGGAUCGAGCAAUUAAAUUUUUAAUAGUCGCACUCUAAUCACCUUAUUGGCUGAGAAUGCUGUGGAAGAAUGUGUUGAUUAGGAAACUAAUCUUGGCGAGUAUUGUGUUAUUUUUGUUGUUGAUAACAUCGGAUAGUUUAUUUGUUUGCAAGCGAUCGGCACGCAACGAGUGAAACAGGAAUAAUGAAAAUCUCGACUCUACGCUAAGUUAAUUUCGCCGGUGGAGCAAGGCGCAGAAAGUCUAAAAUCAUCUUGAUGCUGUGUUGUCCAAACACUUGCUUAACUGUGAACCAAUGUUUUAAACGACCAAAACAAACCUACGAAGAUAGCAAUAAAAUAUUGUCUUACUCUCUUUAGGACUCUGCAAAAACGGGUCAUAAUUGAUGUGCGACGCUUUUGCAAACAUGUGCUUGUUUUCGAAACGUUGCACUUUAAUUAUACGCCUGGUGCAUAAUGUAAUCAUAUUAUAGAGAAACCCAAUAUUCUUUGAAGACAACAAAGAACGUAAUUCAAAGACAGGUUGUGCCAAUCUUUAAAAGAAGAAUCUGUAUAAACGAACCCUACCUAAAUGCUAUAUAGUUUGUUGCGCAAUUUUAAGCUAGAAUGGCUGAAAUAAAAGUCCUGAUCGACAUUGAAAAAGGACUUUUUUAAUUUUUGGAGUAUAAAUUUAGCAUUGAGAUCAAUAAUUGGUUUUGUAGUGUUGAUCACUAGUGCUGUUUUUACUUUAAUUGUAUUAAAAAUUGUUGGUUCCUUUUUCUGAAUUUUUUAAACGAUGAUUGUUGUGGUGAGAGGAAAAUAUCGAUCCCCGAAAUGAAAAAUAAGCAAUUCCUACCUAAUAAUCAAACACUUGCCAACCAACAGUUCAAACAAACUCAAUUUUAACGAUCUGUCUGUCAAAAGUGCAGUGUGAAACUUGGAAUUUUAUUCGCCUUAAUUCUCUGUGUAGAUGUCUGUGCGUGACUGAGUGAGUCUUAGCCUGUGUUAUCCAGUUCAACAGUAGAGUCGAAAAGACAUUCUAAUCAGGUACCAAAGACUAAAAUUUAGGAUUCAUAGAACAAAUUUUGGCGUGCGAUGCUGAGACCAAAUGCCGCACGGUCCCAUGCCGGGAAAGUUAAUUGCGACGAAUUUAAAGAAAUCUUAACCUCUACGUUGACUUUAUUGAUAUUUUUCGUGCCGAUGAGUUAAAUUGUGUACUAAUAUCGUAUGUGUUGAGGUGAAACAUAAUUAUUAUCAUAUUACCUUGUUGACUUUGUUUGUUGUACAUUGAAUCGAUUAAUAUUAUUGUGGCGUUAAAGCAGCACUUCAUAUAUAUACUAUACGCAAGUGAAAACGUUGUUAAAUAGUUCAAUAAUUUAUUGCAUGUGACGCUGACGUGUAAGUAAACCGAAAGAGUUCGCGCUAAUGGCCCACACAUACACACACACUAUAUGUAUAUGCAAAACACCAACUGUGAAAAAGUGCAGGAAGAAAACUAAUGAGAGAAACAAAACAUUUUUUACUUGAGAUACAUAUAUAGUCUAUGACCUGUACUGUCUGUGUGUAAAAAAGAGAGUUAAAGAGAAGUAACGCUGGAAGGAGCAGAGGAGUAAAUAAAUCCCACAUAGUGUCUUCCUAGUGCGAGGUAAAACCAUCAGGCUCAACAACUGAGAACUGCAGAAAAACACUUGUUUCAACUUGCUGAAAAUAAACUCAUGAUUUUACUCUGUAAACUCCUUCUUUUCCAGUUUCAAUGAGGUCGCCUUCGCUCUUUAAAUACAAAAUAAACCUUGGGAGGAAUUAGAAUGGAUGA
This is a messenger RNA of Cloeon dipterum, 4925 nucleotides long. Its product is annotated as forkhead box protein N3-like. Gene Ontology annotation, molecular function: cis-regulatory region sequence-specific DNA binding; DNA-binding transcription factor activity. Gene Ontology annotation, biological process: regulation of DNA-templated transcription. The record is from RefSeq and is a predicted model, not a curated record. The transcript has 10 exons. Gene Ontology annotation, cellular component: nucleus. Bases 311 to 1855 code for a protein of 514 amino acids. Lineage: Eukaryota; Metazoa; Arthropoda; Insecta; Ephemeroptera; Baetidae.